This is a messenger RNA of Corythoichthys intestinalis (scribbled pipefish), 2112 nucleotides long. RefSeq names its product spindlin-1-like. Lineage: Eukaryota; Metazoa; Chordata; Actinopteri; Syngnathiformes; Syngnathidae. The transcript has 5 exons. The record is from RefSeq and is a predicted model, not a curated record. Gene Ontology annotation, biological process: gamete generation. The coding region runs from base 338 to 1045 and encodes 235 amino acids.
AGUCCUGUUUUCCACGCAGCUUUCGCGAGAUUUCCCAGAGCCUGGUUCCGUGUGGAGCAGCAUUUUCUUUGGCAGACGCAGACGAACAAAACCGAAAUGAAAUUUGCGUGCAGGUGAAGGCGGACGUAAAUCUCGUCGGCGUCCAGCCAGUCUGUGGAACUUCGGAGGGGCGGAUGUAGCUUCUUGCCGCCCCCUUCCCUUGCCUCCCUGGAACGUCUGCAUUGAGGUGACGCUCGGACAAGCGAGGGAAACUGGUAACAUGGCAUGACAGAUUCAAACUAUGACCUUAUAUUGGACGUAGGCCAGCACAGACUGUAACCUUCGAUCUUGUGGAGGCAUGUCGAAGAAAAGAGGCAGGAAACGAAGCAUCGGGGAGCUGAGCGAUGCCAGUAGCCCCGACCCGAACUGCAUUCUGGGUGUGCGCAUUCAACACAACUGGCGCGAGAAGGGAAACCAGAGCAAAUGGAAGGGGACUGUGCUAGAUCGACUCAGCGUCAACCCAUCGCUCUUCAUGGUUAAGUACGACGGCUUCGAUUGCGUCUAUGGCAUCGAACUGUUCAAGGACGACCGAGUGUCCAACCUGCAAGUCCUCUCGGAAAGUGUCGUAAACAACCGGAUCAAGAUCCCCUCAGGGGCAGAGGAGUUGGUGGGCAAAGCUGUGGAGCAUCUCUUUGAAAAGGAGGACGGCGAGAAGAAUGAGUGGCGAGGGAUGGUGCUCUCCAGAGCGCCAAUUAUGACCAAUUGGUAUUAUAUCACCUAUGAAAAGGACCCGGUUCUCUAUAUGUACCAAUUGUGGGACGACUACGCCGACGGAGACCUUAGGAUUCUGCCUGAAGCAGAAAACAAGCACCUGCUGCCCGCUGACAGGAAGCCUGGGGAAGAGACUGAGAGCCUGGUGGGCAAACAAGUGGAGUACGUGACUGACAAAGGCAUCAAGAGGACCGGCCUGGUCAUCUACCAGGUCCCUGCCAAGCCUUCGGUCUACUACAUCAAAUAUGAUGAUGACUUUCACAUCCAUGUCUAUGACCUGGUCAAAACCACCUAGAGGAAGAUGCACUUCCUCUUCCUGUCACUCCCUUUCUCAUCCUUCUAAAUUCUUAUUUGACGCCUUGGCAGAGUAGUCAGCGCGUUGUAAUUCAUGUAAGCUCUUUAUUUUUUCUUUGUUUGCACAGCACAACAGUAGCGUUUGCUCUACUUGACGCCCCAGCAUUUCCACUUCAAAAAGACCAUAUUUCCGUUUGCUGACACUCAAGUUGGGCUACAAUACGCGUUGGCAUUAAGUGGACUAACAGGGAGUUAAGUCAAUUAUAAGUGGAAUUAUACUUUCUUGUUGGGAUGAGUGGAAUAUUGCACAAGUGCUUUACAAGACAUUUAGUGUUUCGCCUCUAUUUGGCUUUGUAAUAAAGUGUGUCAUUAUUGCAGGGUAUGUGUUCUUUUAACCACCGUGCAUUCUUUGUACUGCUUAGAAGGUAGAAGGAUGACAUUUGCUUGCUUCCCAAUGACACUUUUCCACACAAAAAAAUAUCAAGUGCCUUCAGGCUCUUUUUUUUUUCCUCGCAAUACUGUACAUAUCUUAGAGCAGAGGUUGGGGAACCAUACACUAAACAGUAAACACAUACAAUCAGACAAUUGCUUCACCCACAAGCCCUAAUGAUACAAUGAUUUGUCAUAAUGGCCCUUCUGGAUAAAAGGUUGUCCACCUCUGUUUUGGAGAUCAUCAUGUAUGAAGGCUUUUAUUUUUGUUUGCAGUCAUGUCUUUUCACUCAGCAACUUCCGAACAAGCUUGCAGUCAAGUGUGUCCUGGUGUUUGUGUUUGGCAGUGAAAACAAAUUAUGAUGCAGUAUGGAAAAAAAACUUUGAAUACAAAAUCAACCAGUAGUGGUAUAAUCUCUGUUGAUAUUGUUGGGAGCACUUUAUCGUACGUUUACAUGUCUAGAAUAUUCCCUCCUCCACCCCGUCCAAUAAUAUGCUUCGUUUAAAGGCAUGAUGGUUAGGAAGAAAAAAAUAUUGCAGCACUUUCAGUAUUUAAUGCUUACAAGUUGUGUAAAAUUGUUGUGAAUAUUUCAUCCAAAUAAACCGGUAGCUCACACAAACUCUGAAUUGUGAUUUUUA